CCGCCCAUGGCCCCGCGAGGCGCUCCGCGGCCAUGAAGCCGCUGGAGAAGUUGCUGAAGAAGCCCGGCGCGCACCUGCCCGCACCGCUGCCCGCACCGCGCCGCCACAGCGCGGCCCCCCCGGAGGAGCCCCCGGGGCCGGCGGGGGGCGAAGGGCGACGGUUGGAGCUGCGUCCCGCCGAGGUCCCCCCCCCGCCGCCGCCGCCGCGGUCCCCGUCGGCGCUGUCCCCGUCGGAGCUGUCCCCGGGGGGGGACCGCGCCGCGCUCAGCCCGGAGCCGCCGCCGCCGCCCCCCCCGCGCUGCUGCUGCCGCUGCCCCCCCGCCGCGCCCGCGCCCCCCGAGCGCCUCCUGAGCGCCGUCCUCGAACGGCUGCCGGCGGGGGGGGGGCACGGCCGGGGCUGCCGAGCAGAUUCGCUGCUGGAUGACAUCGUGCUCACGCAUUCGCUGUUCCUGCCCACCGAGCUCUUCCUGCAGCAGCUGCACCAGCACUUCGUGCUGGCGGGCGAUGGGCCGCCCCAGCGCUGGGAGGACGGGUCCGGGCUGCGGCGCAAGCGAGCGGUGCUGGCGGUGCUGCUGCACUUCCUCGAGACCUACAAGGGGCUGCUGCAGGAGGAGGAGAGCGCGGGGAAGGUCAUCAAGGAGCUGUACCUGCUCAUCAUGAAGGACGCAUCUCUGUACCAUGAGCUGGAGGAUGAGAUCUUGAAACUGCACCAAUUGGUGGAGACGGUGGAGCUGAAGGUCCCCGACGAGACCCCGCCCCCGAGCAAACAGGUGAAGCCGCUGUUCCGCCACUUCCGCCGCAUCGAUGCCUGCCUGCAGACGCGCGUGGCUUUCCGUGGCUCCGACGAGAUCUUCUGCCGUGUCUACAUGCCGGACCACUCGUACGUCACCAUCCGCAGCCGCCUCUCGGCCUCAGUGCAGGACAUCCUCACCUCCGUCACCGAGAAGCUGCAGUACUCAGAGGAGCAGAGCGCCCGCGAUGAUGCGCUCAUCCUCGUCACCGUGGCCUCGUCUGGAGAGAAAGCCGUGCUGCAGCCCAGCGAGGAGUGCGUCUUCACCACGCUGGGCAUCAACAGCCACCUCUUCGCCUGCACCCGCGAUACCUUUGAGUCGCUGGUGCCGCUCCCAGAGGAGAUCCAGGUGGUGCCAGGGGACAGCGAGAUUCACCGCGUGGAGCCCGAGGACAUCGCCAACCACCUCACCGCCUUCCACUGGGAGCUUUUCCGCUGCAUCCACGAGCUGGAGUUUGUGGAUUACGUCUUCCAUGGGGAGCGCGGGCGGCGCGAGACGGCCAACCUGGAGCUGCUGCUGCAGCGGUGCAGUGAGGUGCAGCACUGGGUGGGCACGGAGCUGCUGCUCUGCGAGUCGCUGGGUCGACGCUCGCAUCUGCUCAAGAAACUCAUCAAGAUCGCUGCCAUAUGUAAGCAGAACCAGGACAUGCUCUCUUUCUACGCCAUCGUCAUCGGGCUCAACAACGCCGCCAUCAGCCGCCUUCGGCUCACCUGGGAGAAGCUCCCAGGGAAAUUCAAGAAUUUGUUUCGGAAAUUUGAGAACCUGACGGACCCCUGCAGGAACCACAAGACCUACCGGGAGGUGCUGGCCAAGAUGAAGCCCCCCCUCAUCCCCUUCAUUCCGCUCAUCCUCAAAGAUCUGACCUUUCUGCACGAAGGCAGCAAAACCCUCCUGGAUGGGCUGGUCAACGUGGAGAAGCUGCACUGCAUUGCCGAGAAGGUGAGGACCAUCCGCAAGUACCGGAGCCGCCCGCUGUGCCUGGAGCUGGAGCCGUCCCCCAGCCAGCUGCAGACCAAGGCCUACGUGCGGCAGCUGCAGGUGAUCGACAACCAGAACCUGCUCUUCGAGCUGUCCUACAAGCUGGAGCCCGGCGGGCAGUGAGCGGCGCCCGCCCGCACUCUGCACUUUGCCCGGGGGACCCUGGGGCCUCCCCACCCCCCGCGGGCCCCCUCUAUUUUUGUAUGUGUCCCCAUGGCCCCAUCCCCGCUUCCGCCUGGGCCCUGGGCCCCAGAAUGUGUAUAUUUUGUACCAAAUGCGUCUUUAAUUGUAAAUUUAUUUUUUAAGAAAAAGGAGGAAAAAAGGAUUAAAAAAAAAAAAGAAAAAAAGAGC
Molecule: messenger RNA, 2120 nt
Organism: Tympanuchus pallidicinctus (lesser prairie-chicken)
Lineage: Eukaryota; Metazoa; Chordata; Aves; Galliformes; Phasianidae
Gene: RAPGEFL1
Product: Rap guanine nucleotide exchange factor like 1
Biological process (GO): Ras protein signal transduction; positive regulation of GTPase activity
Cellular component (GO): plasma membrane
Molecular function (GO): guanyl-nucleotide exchange factor activity
Source: RefSeq, a predicted model, not a curated record